Messenger RNA from Bursaphelenchus xylophilus (pine wood nematode), 2114 nucleotides. Lineage: Eukaryota; Metazoa; Nematoda; Chromadorea; Rhabditida; Aphelenchoididae. The record is from the annotation of a GenBank genome assembly.
AUGAGUAAUCUAUAUUGUCUUCAGGCCGUUUUACAGGGUGUUUACUAUGAAAAUGGAUCAUUUGAUAAUUUGGAGGUGAAAAGUGUGGUUUUAAAAUGUUCGCCGAGCCAAAAAACAAUUAAUUUCAAAAUUGAUGGACUUAAAAGUAGUGGGAAAUUGAUUGUUUUGAAUGAAAUCCCGGAGAAAAUAGAUGUCAUUGUGGAAUUGAGCGAUGGAAAUUUCAAAAAAUCGGAUAUUCAGCUGGAUAUCAGCAAACUUUUCCAGGUAAUUUUCAUUUUUUAUUUAAAUUAAAAAAAUUUAAAUGCCAGAUUUUAUUUAAAUUUCUCAUGUUUUUUUCAAUAUGCUACGGAAAAUUGUAGCUCAAAUUUUUGCGAUUUUUUGCCUGAUUUUUAAUUAAAAUUUUAAAGAAUAAGUCAUCAAAAUUUUUUCAAUUUGCCUCAAAUUUCAUUGUAUUCUUUUCUUUCCAUCUCCAACUCCCUCCCAGUGAUACUAGCCUUGCUUUCAGACCCUAAGAUACGACUUAUCUUUCGGCUCAUUUCGCCUCCGAUUAAUCGUAAAAACCGAAAUUUUGACGCCUCGAAAAAUCGAAAAAGCCGAUGUCUCCACACAAACUGAUAACGGAAUUAACAGCGAACAGGAAUGCCAGGUAAUUUGAACUUUUCAAUUCGAAAGUGUUUAGACCGAUAAUUCCCAAACAAGCGAUAAGAGCACUGGGAUGGACACGACAGUUGAUCAUGUCCUUACGCAAACAGAUAAGGAGCAACUGAAUGAGGAGAAGAAAAAGUUCUUGGCCAAAAUUGUGGCCAUUUUAUUCCGACGAAUGUAUUUGCGGAUUGUGAAAAGAAAUUUGGAAAGGAGGAGGAAUAGUAAGCAUCAAAAUUUUAUCAAAAGUUUCCAUCAAAAUUUCAUCAAAACUUUUCCUUAUUUAGCCCAUGCAAAGAACGUGAUAACUGACUUUUCCCUUCCUACGGAUAUGACCAGAAACAAACUUGACUAUCUCAUAUCUACUGUGCAAUUAAGAGACAUGAAAGUGCGUCUAAAAGAGCUUGCUCAGCAACAUAAGGAGCUAACAAAUCGAAAAGUAAAGACCAAAAUAAAACGAUCGCCGAAGAAACAGCUGAAGAAUUCUUAUACUCAGACAUCGUUGCCUACAAGGACCAAAGAAGUCCAAACUGAAGUUGAGAAGAGCUCAAAGAACGAGAAAAGAAAAAAUGAUGAAAAAGUUGAAGAAAGCGACGAUGACAUAACACCAAGAGCUGGGGAAAAUGAUAAGGUUGCAGUCUCAUCAAGAAGUUCAAAGAGUUCAAAGUCAGAGGGGAAAUCGGAAGAGUACAAGACACCUGAAGAAGGAUCGAAUUCGGGGAGCGAGUCUGACGGUAAGUUGGAAGAGAAAUUUCCCCCGAAAUCAUGUACAGGGUGCGGCAAUUUUUCGGCCCUAUUUGAGUUCGCUAUAACUUUUUUAGGUUUUGUCCAAAUGUUUAAUUUCUUUUUUCCCUGAAUCCUUAGACGUCCCCAUUUUUUUAAUACCAAAUAUGUUAUACCCAUUUAUUAGACUACAGUAAAAGUUGAAGACAAAGAAAAAGCUCUAAUUUUUAUGGCUGACAAGGGAAUUACCCUUCGCGCGACUCUCAGAUUUUCUUUAAAUUUUACACAUGAGCCGGACAUAGGCCAUAUAUCAAUUCCUGAAAGUCUCAGCCCGCGUCUUUCAGGGGCGGCCAAGAUAUUCGACGAUCUUUGCGGUCAGGAGGGUACCUGAGUGGUUAUACAUAAAAACUUUCUUUUUUUGCAGAGAGCAUCUCCAGAACCGCCUCAUCAUCCUCCCAAUCAGAAUCCUCGGCUUCCUCGUCUCCAGAGACGGUCCGAACUUCUGGAAGGAGCAGCAAAUCGACUGGCUCUUCAAUUCACACCGAGAUCAACUCGAAUUCAGGCCGGAGUUAUUUGGAGAGCGUCGCCAGCUCAUCCUCAUCCUCUGGGUAGGAUUAAAUCGAGUUUGGUUUUUCUGUAUUUUACCAUUUUUUGAAAAAAAUUAAUGAUUAAAAUUUUUCAGAGGGCUCUCUCCAACAUCAGCGUAUCUUCAGAAGCUCCGAAAAGACGUUUUAAAAAGUCGGACUUGA